Neolamprologus brichardi is the source of this 2083-nucleotide messenger RNA. It is a transcript of the gene arrdc3a, whose product is annotated as arrestin domain containing 3a. Gene Ontology annotation, cellular component: cytoplasm. Gene Ontology annotation, biological process: protein transport. NCBI's taxonomy places the organism in Eukaryota, Metazoa, Chordata, Actinopteri, Cichliformes, Cichlidae. The record is from RefSeq and is a predicted model, not a curated record.
GAGCUACCGGGGUUUCCUUGUCUGACUGGGACUAGCGAGCAGAUAGGCAGAUGAUAACAGCAUCAGUUGCUGUUACUAGAUCUCAAUGAACUGCCCUCGAAGAAGCCACUGAUCGUGCCUGCUGCUUUUUGCAGAGGUGGUAAACUGAUCAGUGUCCAGAAAAACGGCUCUAUGAGAUAUUUCUUCAUUGAGUCUUUUCUUUUUUUUUAGUAUUUCAAGGUCUGUGUAGCCUCUUUCCACCAUGGUGCUAGGAAAGGUAAAGAGCUUCACAGUAAGCUAUGACUGUCUCAAUGACAGCAAUGUCCCCGUUUUCUCGAGCGGGGACUGCGUCUCAGGGAGGGUGAUCAUUGAAGUCACCGGAGAAAUCCGUGUGAAAUCUCUCAAAAUCCACGCGAAAGGAUUUGCAAAAGUUCGUUGGACUGAAUCGAGAAAUGCUGGAUCCAACACUGCCUACACGCAAAACUACACAGAAGAAGUGGAAUAUCUGAACCACAAAGACAUCCUAAUCGGACACGAGAGAGACGAUGAUAACUCAGAGGAAGGACUCACCACUAUCCAUUCAGGAAGACAUGAGUAUGCAUUCAGCCUUGAGCUUCCACAGACACCUCUGGCUACCUCUUUCGAAGGGAAACAUGGCAGCGUGCGCUAUUGGGUAAAGGCAGAACUCCACAGGCCAUGGCUCCUACCCAUGAAGACCAAGAAAGAAUUUACAGUCUUUGAGCACAUUGACAUCAACACUCCAUUAUUGCUGUCACCACAGGCCGGCACAAAAGAUAAGACACUUUGCUGUUGGUUCUGCACCUCAGGUCCUAUUUCCCUAAGUGCCAAAAUUGAGAGGAAAGGAUACACCCCAGGGGAGUCAAUCCAGAUUUUUGCUGAGAUCGAGAACUGCUCAUCACGCAUGGUCGUGCCAAAGGCGGCCAUCUACCAGACUCAGACCUUCUACGCCAAAGGGAAGAUGAAGGAUGUCAAACAGCUUGUGGCUAACCUGCGGGGAGAAUCUCUGUCCUCGGGCAAAACGGAGACGUGGAAUGGAAAGAUGCUGAAGAUCCCGCCAGUCUCCCCCUCCAUCCUGGACUGCAGCAUUAUCAGAGUGGAGUACUCUCUCAUGGUGUAUGUAGACAUACCUGGAGCGAUCAACCUGUCCCUGAACCUUCCUCUUGUCAUCGGAACCAUCCCUCUUCACCCAUUUGGUUCUCGCACCUCCAGCGUCAGCAGCCAGUGCAGCAUGAGCUGGCUGGGCAUGGGUCUGCCUGAAAGGCCGGAAGCUCCUCCAAGCUACGCUGAAAUUGUGACGGAAGAGCAGAGACAGAGCUGUCUGGAUGUCCCAGCAGCCCGCGAGGAGCUGGACGGACCUCUCUUUGCCUAUAUUCACGAAUUCCGCUUCCAGCCCCCUCCUCUGUACUCUGAGAUUGAUCCUAACCCAGAUCAUGCCAGCCGUACAGAGGAGCGCAGACUUGAUGCUUGCCCAUCACGCUGAGGAUAUCCCAGCAAUUCCCCUGAGAUGUUUGGGGAAACUCAAAGAAGCCUAGCUGUAAGGCUCAGCUUUGAUUAUUUUCUCAGCUGACAGCAUUUACAAAAUGCUGUUGACAAUAAGAGGAAAAAUAAGAAUAUCCAACCAAAAAAAACCAAACAAAAAUGAGUGAGUCGGGUUGGACGAAUCUGUUCCUGCCUUCCCUCAGCAAGAGAAAUGGGAGUCACCAGUUCCGGGUGUCUUUCCUUUCCUGUGUCAGCUUGCUGAGGGUGACAUAUGUACAGAUGAACAUGUAUCCAUUCUGUAUGCGAAGAGGGCGGGGUAAAAAAAACCCCUCUAGUUGCGCGAGCCCUGGUGAUGGUAUUGACAACGGCGAUGACGAGGAAGAACCGCCACGGCUCAGCCUGCCAAGCUCCUCUUCACCCCUGACUCUUCUGUACCUGUGGCACAUAAGGACUUAGCUCCUCUCACAAAGGACAGAACUUGUCAUGUCCGUUCAUCAGCAGAACUCACCUUAAGGAAAUGGGAUGAAGAGAAAAAGGUGUCACCACCGUAGUCCUGAAAGUAAGCUUUCAGCAGCAGCAUCAGUCAUCAAAAAAAAAAAGCAAA